GUCCAAAGUAUGUUACAUAAAGUAUCGAGAGCCUUCCAGUGUUGGCGUGGCGCAACAUUUAACCAACACUGUAUUUAUUGACAGAGCUUUGAUCGUAGUCCCAUGUGCAGAAGAUGACUAGACUGGCCCAGCUGUUACACUACACUAGCCUGAGUCAGGCAUUGUUUUCCAAGCCACUAUCCCCGCUGGGGCCACCGCUGCCUUCAAGGGGGGAAUGUGACCAAGGAGAAUAAGCCCGCUGAACCUUCCAAGAUGGACACCUUGUCUCUUUUUAUUUAUCUUUCUUUUCUUUCUUUUUUUUGGUUGGUUUCUUUUAGUUUUUACUUUCACAUGUUGUCCCUUGCCUUGUCUGCUCCCUCUAGACUCUAGCUACACUAUUGCAUUAUUCCUAGCAUAUUGUUUUUCCGUUUAUUAUUUUUGGGUUUUCCUCUCUCUUUCUCUCACCUCUUCUCUUUCUUUCUUUCGCUCAUUCUCUCUCUCUCCUUCCACAGUCUGUGAUUGAGUUCUGUCCAGGUUGCCAUGGCACCCAGGUGGAAUGUGUAUCACACAUGGGCUGCCAUGAAGAUGACUAACACAUUUUACUUUCUUUGUCUCCUGCUCUUGGUCUAUGGUUAGGAUUUAAAAUAUAGGGCUCAUCUAAACCUUAAACUCACUAGGAGAAAGUAUCAUUAACUUAUAAUAAGUAGUAGAAUAGAAUAGAACCUUUACAUUUUACAUUGGUAACAUGAUGCUUAUACUGAUAGUAUAAGAAUUUGAUUACAUGGACUUUUUGUUGCUUUUGCCCUUAAGCCUUAAAAUAUUUGUAAUUGUUUUUUUUUCUUCUCUAAAACAAAGCCACUAGAUUCAUUGAAAGACCGACUGCGCCCUUCCCCUUUUCCAUUCAGGAACGGCAGAUUGAACCAGUAAAAAGAAAGGGAAAGAUUUCAAAUCCGUUGUCUUUAGGUUUUAAGUUUUGGUUAACGUUUGGGAAUUUCUCAAGAUUCUUAAAAAAUGUUCUUCUUUUCUGUAUCUGAUGUUCUGUGUGCUAUUAGUGAUGCAGCCAUCAUGAACGGUUGUCUUGUGUUGCACUCCUUUCCAACACUGCGAAACGAUCGCCCUACGGGAAAAGCGCCCAUGCUUGCUAUCGUAUGGUUCAUGACCAAUAUGUUUCCAGUACAGGGAAGAUCCCAGAAGAAGCCAAGGCCUUGUCUCUCUUGGCACCUGCUGCCCCCCCUGCUGUACCCAGCCUGAUGCCAGGCGCCGGCCUGCUGCCCCUUCCCACCUCGGCCCCCAUACAGACUCAGCUGAGUGUCCCUAUAGUGAGCCUGGCGGCAUUGCCGGCUGCCCUGGACCCUGCAGUGUCGGCCCUGGCUGUGACUGGAGCAGGUGGGGUGUCGUCCUCCACCCAGCCCCCCCUCAUGGGGAACGUGGAUCCCUCCAAGGUGAACGAGAUCAGAAGGACUGUCUACGUUGGCAACCUCAACUCGCAGACCACUACUGCAGAGCAGCUGCUGGAAUUCUUUAAGCAGGUGGGCGACGUAAAGUUUGUGCGCAUGGCAGGGGACGAGACGCAGCCCACACGCUUCGCCUUCGUGGAGUUUGCCGACCAGGAUUCAGUGUCCAGAGCGCUGACCUUUAACGGAGUCAUGUUCGGAGACAGACCCUUGAAGAUUAAUCAUUCCAACAACGCCAUUGUGAAGCCCCCAGAGCUGACCCCUCAGGCUGCAGCCAAGGAGCUGGAGGACGUAAUGAAGAGGGUCAGAGAGGCCCAGUCCACCAUCGCCGCCAUCAUAGUAGAGCCAGAGGAGGUGAAGAAACGCUCAUCCAGUCACUCCCGACGUUCCAGGAGAUCCAGAACACGGUCACGAUCGCAUUCCCGUUCGAGAACAAGGAGGAAGCGGUCCCGUUCUAGGCAGAGAAGCAGGCUCUCUCAGAGGUCGCGGCCCAAGGUCAGCGAGACCCACGUCUCUCGGGGGAUCCACAAGAGACUUUCACGCUCCAGAUCACGGGACAGGCGGAAAGAGAGAGAGCAGAGAACGAGAGGAAAUGAGGAUAUAUCUCGGGUUAUAGAGGAUAGGAGGCAGAGGGAGAAAAAGGCCAAAACACCUCCAAAAAGCUACAGUGCAUCCCGAAGGUCCAGGAGCACGAGCAGGGGCCACAGAAGGAAGAGCAGGGAUCGUUCUAGGAGUCCCAGAAGGAAAGCCAGGUCUCCCUCACCAAAGAGGGGGAGGAAAGACAAGAAGAGGGAGAAACCAAGGGAUGGCAGCAGGGAAAAGAGGGAGAGUUCCAACUCCAGGAAGAAGAGCAGCAGAGAUAAAGAAAAGAUGGAGCUCAAGGCCAAACCUAUGAAGGUGGAAAGGGACUACGACAGGGAGGAGAAGGACUACCAGAGUGACAGGGAGGGGUCGGCAACACCAAGCGAUGGUUUGACAUCACCCUGCAUCCAGCACAACGGCAGCUACAACACAAACACAGAGGAUGACGCGGCCUCGCUCGCCGACAGCACUGAGUGAUGGGUGUGAAACCAGGCAGAACCAUGGGAACGAGACAGUCCACUAUGUAUCCAGCUCCUGUGAUCUUUACCUUGGUAUAACAUACACACACACCCCUUCCUGUUCCCUAGGCUGGCACAAGUGUGCCAAAAACCAAUAGAUCUUAUCUGAUUAUUUUCCUAGUUCCAUUUUCUUGGUGUGUGUAUUUAGUGUAAGACUAUAUAAGAGAAUGCUGACCCCCUAUGCCCAUUGCUGUGAAUCUGUUGUCACAUGAUAUUCAUAUUGAAAAUAGACCUUAACGUGCACAGCUUGUUUUUAUAGAUGUGGAGAAUGUGUGCUUUUCCUACAGUAAGAACUGUGUUGAACAUAACAUGCUUGUGGUUGAUUUCCUGUUUCUUGGUUAAUUUAGUGUUUGUGCUAUCGUGCAACACUUAAUCUAUUUUGGUUACUACUAGAUGCAAGGUCUCUGUUUGUGCACAAUAUCUUAGUUUGCACCCAAUGUAAGAAAUGCUGUUAUUUACAAAUUCUUACAAAAUCAAUAUUUCUAUAAAGUAAUAUUAUGUGGAAGAUCUUAUAAUGCAAGAUGUCUAGUGUCUGUUGCUGUUAGAAAGGUCUUUUUCAAGGCUUCAACCAGCUUCAUGGUUCAGCAUGCCAACCCUACAUUAUACAGAGGUUGAACUUGCUUGACACACAGGAAUGAGUUAACAAUUCCCUGGCAGACAAGUCAAAGUGCUAAGACUGAAAUUGUACAAAAAUACACUAAUAAUAAACUUUAUGAAGUUAUUGAGAUGCAAGAUGAA
This is a messenger RNA of Salvelinus namaycush (lake trout), 3271 nucleotides long. RefSeq names its product splicing regulatory glutamine/lysine-rich protein 1 (gene srek1). NCBI's taxonomy places the organism in Eukaryota, Metazoa, Chordata, Actinopteri, Salmoniformes, Salmonidae. Bases 1128 to 2492 code for a protein of 454 amino acids. Gene Ontology annotation, molecular function: RNA binding. Gene Ontology annotation, cellular component: nucleoplasm. The record is from RefSeq and is a predicted model, not a curated record. The transcript has 12 exons.